CAUACUUCGAAACCAGGAUUCGUCACUUAAGCAGUGGACCGGAUUUCUGCAGGAUAAGAUAGGUAAAGUGGAAGGAGGAGGAGGAGGAGAGGAUGAAUGAUCGGCAUACCUACCGAGCUAUAUUACUAUUCAGUAUGCAAGUAAGUCAAGUACUAUACUUCAACUACGAAUUACCUUAGUUGUUAGCAUUAAGAAAAGACUGGUCGGACAGUCAACGUCCUGGUGGUAUGAUGUCUGCCUGUCAUGCACACACUGGUCUAGAUUCUAGAUUCUUUUGGGAGAAAUGGUGGGGAAAUUAUUCCUACACGUCCUGCGCAAUACAGAGGGGGGACAUACAUAUAUACACAUAUAUACAUACAUCUACUACUAAAGGGUCCAAUGAGACUCACGGGUUCAGGUUCAGCUGUGAGAUAGGACACCUCCCAGUCCACCUAAUCGGCGACGUCUUGACGAUCUCAUCCCUCCCUGCACUCGAGAUGAAUACUAACAUGUUGUUGACAGUGGCAUUCCUGGACCCCCAAUAUGCCCUACACCUCCCCCACCCCCCACUGAAUCAUGUUUCAACCAUCAAGCAAGCAAGCAAGCAACUAUGCUCCAUCCCCAAUCAAGUCCCACCUACUGUACUAUUCCAUGCGUACAUCCAAAACAGGCAAUGCACCAAGUCCACAGGGCACUGCAGAGAACAGUCGAAUGAUCCAUCACCACGACAUAUGCUUUACAGCCAGCUCAAUCGGGUCGUUCCCCGUAGCAUGCACCCAGCAAAACCCCCGCUGGCAGCGAAGUAGCAAAACAUCGACUUAAUUUAUAUUCCUGAGCUGCGCAGAGUCUCUCCUCCCCGCUCCCCUCACCAUCAACUGGUUCCAGAGCUGUUGACUAUAUAGGGUGAAUCUCGGUUCAAUGGCUACCUG
Aspergillus japonicus CBS 114.51 is the source of this 908-nucleotide messenger RNA. RefSeq lists its product as uncharacterized. NCBI's taxonomy places the organism in Eukaryota, Fungi, Ascomycota, Eurotiomycetes, Eurotiales, Aspergillaceae. The record is from RefSeq and is a predicted model, not a curated record. The coding region runs from base 228 to 785 and encodes 185 amino acids. The transcript has a single exon.